Brienomyrus brachyistius is the source of this 10223-nucleotide messenger RNA. Its product is annotated as stabilin-1-like. Gene Ontology annotation, molecular function: calcium ion binding; hyaluronic acid binding. NCBI's taxonomy places the organism in Eukaryota, Metazoa, Chordata, Actinopteri, Osteoglossiformes, Mormyridae. Gene Ontology annotation, biological process: cell adhesion. The transcript has 68 exons. The coding region runs from base 284 to 7909 and encodes 2541 amino acids. The record is from RefSeq and is a predicted model, not a curated record.
AGAUGUUACAGAAGAGGAAACCUGCAACGUAUUCCCAUAAAUCUCCUCCUGCAAAUUCACAGAAAGUCAUCUUUUGUAUAGUACGACUCAUCUACCAGACGUAACACCGGAUAAUAUAAGCAAUGCACAGUUAGACUGAAAAGACAUGUUUCGAUAUUUUGGACUAUAAGGUCUCUGACUCUCGCCUAGAGGUUGUUUUGGGGGGUGGUUCCACUUCUCCACACUCUGUCUGUUGCCCAAACUGUACGGAAGACAAACUGCAUGCUGACUAGAUAAGAAAGAAAUGUUCUUCAUCAUUCUGGGUUUGAUGGUGACCCAUUCUGCUCAGCUCCAGGAGACGGUUGCCAACCGCUGUGAUGAGCUGAGCACUGAGCAUUUUUAUACACAGUGCACUUCAUGUGCUGCAUCUCCCAGCAUGCUUUGCCCUAGUGGCUCCAGAAAGAUCACCAUGGACAUGGGAAUCAAAGAUUGCAGUUAUGGUGUUCAAAUUGGCAAUCGGAUGGUUUUCCUGUCUGGUUGCCGACACUCCUGCGAGAGCAAGGUCACGGACCGCAGAUGCUGUUCCAACUUUUGGGGUCCUCUCUGUCUUCCAUGUCCUAGCAUUUCCGGUAGGAUGUGUAACUGGUUUGGCUCAUGCAUGGAUGGGAUCACAGGAAAUGGAACCUGCGUUUGUAAUGAAGGAGUAACUGGCUUCGCAUGCGAACACUGUAAGAAGAAAGAUGUCUAUGGUUCCCAGUGUGCCUCUGAGUGCACCUGUUCCAAUAAAGGGCAAUGCAACUCCGGUCCCAAUGGAGAUGGACAGUGUUACUGCCAGCCUCCAUACACUGGACCUAAAUGUCAGGAAGUGAGCCAAUCCUGCACAAACUGUACAGCUUACUCUUACUGCAAAGGCAAUGGUGCAAGUGCAACGUGCGAAUGCCUCCCUGGGUUUAAGAGGACUGGCACCACCUGUUCAGGGGAUGUGUGCUCUACUGAUGUGUGUCACCCUAAUGCUGAGUGUACAAACCUGGAAGGGAAGAAUUACCAGUGUACAUGUAAAGAUGGUUACCAAGGAGAUGGAAAGCUUUGUACCCCUAUCAAUCCAUGUGACAUGAACAAUGGAGGCUGCCCUACCAAUUCCACCAACUGUGUCUAUGUCAGCCCUGCAAAGUCUCGAUGUGAAUGUAAAAGCGGAAUGGAGGGCUCCUCUCCCUCGCAGGGCUGCAGGCCAAAGAAAGUCUGCGAAGGCAGCACAUGUCACAGUACUGCCAAGUGCCAGAUCGGUCCAGAUGCUAUCCCCAUAUGCUCUUGUGCUAAGGAGCAAAUUGGCGAUGGCAGUCGUUGCUAUGGCAACGUCAUGGAGAGGAUCUUGGAGCUGGACAGAGGCGAAACCCUGAAAGGAAAACUCUCUGCCUCCGUCGCCACAUUCGAGAAUGGAUGCCAGCUCAUACUGACGAAACAUGGACCAUUCACUGCCUUCAUUCCACUUCUCAGCUCAUCACCUACACAGGAUGUCCCAGAUGCUGUCUUCUGCAAGAACCACGUAAUUCUUGGGCAGUAUCUCAUGAGUGAAUUGCAAAGCAAGGACUACUGGCUGCUUUCCGGAAAAUCUAUUCAUUUCCAGGACAACAAGAAAUUCACCAUCGCGCAGGCUUCAUUCCAAGAUUUCAGUGUUGUGCAAAGUGACAUACCGGCAGCCAAUGGGAUUAUCCAUAUCAUUGACAAGCCAAUCAUCAAAUCAUACCCAAACAGGAAUAUUGAUGAGAAGUAUGCUAAGAUGAACAUCGGGAGUAUUCUUGCUUCAGAAAAUGAUUUCAAUCGUUUUCAGUCAUUAGUAGAUAACUGUGGCACAGAUAUGUCAUUAAAGGGUCCUGGGCCGCUCACCGUGUUUGUCCCCACAAAUGAGGCUGUGGACCGUGCCAGGGAUGGGAGUUUCACAUACAUGCUGUCACAGGCCAAAGACAAGCUUCAGAAGCUUUUGAAGCAUCACAUCUUCUCCAUGGCAGCGGUUACAGUGGAACAGCUGGCUUCCAUGACAGAAUUCCAGACCAUGGCCCAUGAGACCAUCACAGUUAACAUUGCCAGGGAUGCAAGAAUCUUGCUGACUGAAAAGGAGAUCAAUUUAGAUUACAGGGAAAUUGUAGCAUCAAAUGGAAUCAUCCAUGUCAUUGACGGAGUCUUCAUCCCUCCGUCCAUCGUCCCUAUUUUACCACACAGGUGUGAUAAGAAUGAGAGUCAAAUACUUGAGGGAAUCUGUACAAGAUGCAGUCACCUGCAUGAGACUCACUGCCCAUCUGGAAGCACUGAACUGACGACUUAUCGAAGGGACUGUGAAUACUCAACCUCUUCUGACUUCACCGUCCUCAGCAGUGGCGGUUGUGCUAAAUACUGCAAUAUGACUCGAGUGCAACCAGAGUGCUGCCCGGGGUUCUACGGACCUGACUGUAAACCUUGCAUCGGUGGUUUUGAAACCCCUUGUUACGACAAAGGCAAGUGCGACGAUGGCAUUAAUGGCGAUGGCUCCUGCAAAUGCAUCCCCGGCUUCACAGGAAUUGCUUGCCACCUCUGCUCUGACCCGGGAAAACAUGGAGAGAACUGUAAUGAAGACUGCCGAUGCGCGCAUGGAGAUUGUGACAACAGGCCGAGCAGCAAUGGGGUGUGUCGGGCAGGGUCCUGCCAGGAGGGUUACCACGGUGACUUCUGUGAGAAGGAGCUCACGCAAUGCUCUGCCACAUGUCACCCCAAUGGUUAUUGCAAUCGUUUCAAGAAUGGGACAUCAAGUUGCGUCUGUGAACCAGGGUUUGACGGCGAUGGAUACUCCUGCCUCCCUAGCAACCCUUGCCUCAAACCUGAGAGGGGCGGCUGUAAUCUAAAUGCCCAGUGUGUACAUGUUGGCCCAGGGAACACCUCCUGUAUUUGCAAUAAAGGCUGGACGGGCGACGGGCUGGUCUGCGCUGAAAUAAACAAUUGCCUCCUGGACGGCAGAGGGGGCUGCUCUCCCCAGGCGGACUGCAAGCCCACCGGCCCCGGUCAGAACAAGUGCACAUGUAAGUCUGGCUAUAUGGGAGAUGGGCGCAAAUGUGACUUGAUCAACCCCUGCCGCACGAACAAUGGAGGCUGCCAUAACCUGGCCACCUGCAAACUGCAGUCGAAUGGGACAGCCGUGUGUUCCUGUCCUCCUGGCUUCUCUGGGAAUGGAAAAGUGUGCUAUGGUGACUUAUUUAUGGAAUUCGUUUGGAGGACAGAAUUUGUUCAUUUUUACAACUUGAUACAGAAAUCCACUGCUUUUGAUACCCUGGAAAACGUAACGGCACUGGUGCCUUCAUACAGGGCUUUUCGGAGUUUAAGCAAAGCAGAGGCAGACUUUUGGCUUGACCCAUUCAGACUUCCAUUCUUUCUUAAGGUGCACUUUUUAGACGGUGUAUUUACCCUUGAGGACAUGGAGCAGAGAGUCAACACGAAAUUAUCAACACUUAACGAAAAAACUAAAUGGGAAAUAAAGAAUAAAAGCGGGGAGAUCAUGGUGGAGAAUGCCACUAUUGUCGCACCAGACAUAAAAGCCACGAAUGGAUUUAUUCACAUCAUUGAUAUGGUAUUAAGACCCCCCCUGUCAGACAUCCCACCGAACCCCCCCGGCUUGAUGGAGUUUUUUAACAGUACCCCAGAAUUUAGCCUCUUCCAACAAGCAAUUGUGUUUCACAACCUGAUAAAUGUAAUUCAUGAGAAAAAAUACACCAUCCUCAUACCAACAAAUGAAGCCAUCAAACAGUAUUUCAACAGUACAAAUGUCACGCAAAUGGAUUUAGACUUGGUUAAAUACCAUGUUAUUGUCGAUGCUGUACUUACACCGAAGGAUCUGAAAAAUGGCCUCAUGAAAUCUACGCUGCUGGGCUCCACCUAUCAAAUGAUGUUUCACGCUAAUGAUCAAGGCGAGAUUUUCGCAAAUGACGUUCUUCUCAAUGGAAGCUUCAAUGCAACCAAAGAUGGAAUUGUCACGGGCAUUCCUCACGUUUUAGAAAUUCACAAAAACUACUGUAACAAGGAGGUUUCCAUAAAAACCAAGGGAAAGUGUGGCGCUUGUGAUGAGAAACCCAAGUGUGCAUUCUUCAAAGACAAACCGCUGAAUACAAAGUUUCCUUCCAACAUGAAACCCAACUGCAAAUACACGCCCCGAGGCCCAUUCAAGAGAAUAUCCGUUGCAGGCUGUAUCAUGGACUGCCUGAAGACAACUGUGGAUCAUUCUUGCUGUUCUGGGUACUUUGGUCCCACGUGCCUGAAAUGCCCAGGAAAGGUGGAGAAGUGGUGUUCUAACCAGGGCAAAUGCCUAGAUGGGCUCUAUGGCAGUGGCAAGUGCGAGUGUGAUGAGGGGUUUAACGGCACCGCCUGCGAGACAUGCAAGCCAGAGAGAUAUGGCUCAGACUGCAGAUCAGUAUGUCAGUGUGAUCAUGGCCGGUGUCAGGACGGCAUCAGUGGGGAUGGGCGUUGUUUGUGCCAUAAAGGUUGGAAAGGGCCCUCAUGUUCUGUAGAAAUCAAGAAUGAUGAAUGUGGUGGCACCUGUGAUCAGUUUGCAAACUGUAUCACGGGAGUACCAGGAACAGCUCCUACUUGCUCCUGUAUCGCUGGUUACCAAGGUAACGGAACAUCUUGCAAAGAGAUCAAUCCGUGCGACAGCAACAAUGGCGGCUGCUCAGAAUUUGCGAACUGCACCAAGACAUCUCCAGGGGAAAGGGUCUGCAUGUGCCAGGCAGGCUACACAGGAGAUGGCCUUGUGUGCCUGGAAGUUGACCCAUGCUCAGAAAACAAUGGAGGGUGCACCGAAAAAGCUGACUGCGUUAAAACUGGCCCUGGCCAAGCAGCAUGCAUUUGCAAAGCGGGCUACAGUGGAAAUGGGCGUUACUGCUUCCCAGUGAAUCCCUGCAGACUGGGAAAUGGGGGCUGUGAUAGGAAUGCCUGGUGCGAGUACUCAGGCCCUGGGGAGAGGAACUGCAAGUGUCGAAUCAACUUUAUAGGAGAUGGUUUAACCUGCAAAGGGAGCGUCUUUUACGAAAUCAUGCAUCACCCAGCUGCAUCCUGGUUCAACAGGAAACUGAUGUUUUCUAAGAUCAAUGAAUUAUCAGGAAGUGGACCUUUCACAGUGUUUGUCCCAUCUGGAUAUUUCAGUGACAAUUUUACGGCAGCUUGGGACAAUGCCAGUCGAAUUGCAGACCUGCUGAGGUACCACAUCGUGAGCUGUGAGCAACUGGAUGUGUCCAGUCUCAAGUCGAUCGACAAGGUGGUCGCUGUUUCUGGACACGAGCUGACUUUCAAUGUCCGAGAGGAUGCUGUUUACAUCAACAACAAAACAAAAAUCAUCACCAGCGACUACGUCACCGCUAACGGCGUCAUACAUUUCAUUGACAAUGUCCUGAUCCCUUAUGACCUUCAGAACAAAAGCGCUUUGCCAUCUUCGUCUUUGAACUUCACAGCUGCAGCAGAGGCCUAUGGGUAUCACAUCUUCAGUAAACUGCUCCAGGAUGCUGGUUUGAUGAGCAUGAUCGAGAAUCGAAUACACCACCCAUUCACGAUGCUCUGGCCAUCUGACGAAGUCUUCAAUUCCUUUCCUGAAGAACGGAAAUUAUGGCUGUACAGUGCCGACCAUAAGGACAAACUAACCGCUUACCUGAAAGCUCAUAUCAUCCGUGGCACCAAACUCAAAGCAGUGAAUCUCCCCAGUGAUGACAGUGUCAGGACCAUGUAUGGUUCAACUAUUACUUUCAGCUGUGACAGACAGUUAAUUGGAGGCAUUGUGGUUGACAAUGGAAAUGCCAAAAUAAUCAGUCGGAACCUGGAAUUUGAUGUGGGAAUCGCCCAUGGCAUCGACGAGCUCCUUGAGCCUCCCGAUGUGGGAGCACGCUGUGACACCUUCAAAGAGACAAAGGUCAUGGGUAGGUGCGGGAGCUGUUCGUUAAUACCUUCCUGUCCAUACGGAUUCACAUUCCUUAGCAACACGAAGAUGUGCCUGUAUGACAGGUUCUCGAGGCUGCCGAUGUAUUCCAGAUAUCGUUACGGCAGGCCCAGCUAUGAUCUAUACCAUGGGCUUAAUAUUAGAAAGCAGCUGGGCUGCAACAGGGAAUGUGGGAAGUCAGACUGGGCUCCCCAGUGUUGCAAAAACCACUAUGGAAGAAACUGUCAAGUGUGUCCUGGGGGGUUGGAGGCUCCCUGUGGGAACCAUGGAGCCUGUGAUGAUGGCUGGCAGGGCACUGGGAACUGCACCUGCGAUGCUGGCUUUAGUGGCACUGCCUGUGAGCUGUGUGUACCAAACCACUAUGGUCCCGACUGCAGAGAGUGCGCCUGUACGGUUCACGGCGAAUGUCGGGAUGGCAUGCAGGGAAGUGGGAGCUGCUUCUGCCACCAAGGCUGGACUGGGGCGCACUGUGAGGUUGAGAUGGAAAUGAAACCUGUUUGCACGCCAGAAUGUCACCCCAAUGCAGUGUGUCGACCCCAAAAUACAUGCCAGUGUGACUUAUUGUACGAAGGGGAUGGCUGGAACUGCACUGCCCUUGAUCUGUGCAGUGACCAUAACGGCGGCUGUCACAUGUAUGCAAACUGCACCCAGACCGGCGUCAAUGUCAGCUGCUCAUGCCGGUCUGGCUACACCGGUGAUGGGGUCUUCUGCUCCGCCAUCAACAGAUGUCUCGUGGAGGAAAACGGUGGCUGCAGUGAAUUCGCCACGUGCAUAUUUACUGGUCCAAAUGAAAGGAAUUGUGAGUGUCUUCCUGGCUUCGUCGGAAAUGGCAUCCAGUGCUUGGAGCAGAUGGUGCCCCCUAUUGACCGCUGCCUGGAAGACAAUGGGGGCUGUGACCCAAAAGCAGACUGCACGGACUUGCACUUCCACGAAAACACUGCGGGGGUGUUUCAUCUGAGAUCACCUGCGGGAAAGUACAAGAUGAACUACACAGACGCCAAAGCGGCGUGUGAAGAUGAGGGAGCCGCCUUGGCCACCCUCUCCCAGCUGUCGGCUGCUCAACAGCUCGGGAUGCACUUGUGUGUGGCCGGAUGGAUGAAUGGCACUCAGCUCGGCUACCCCAUCACGUCCCCUUCCCCUAAAUGUGGUGACAAUCACGUGGGCAUUGUCCUGUACAGCAAUCCGACUGCGACCAGCAAAUAUGAUGCAUACUGCUACCGGAUGAAAGAUGUGUCCUGCGAGUGUGGCUCACAAUACAUAGGAGAUGGGUACAGUUGUAAUGGAGACCUGGCAAGCGUUGUGGCCACAAAUGCGAAUUUCUCUACGUUCUAUUCUAUAUUGCUGAACUACUCAAAUUCUGCGGAGGGACAGGACCUCUUGACUCUGCUGUCAGGCAACGGAACGCUUGUAACACUGUUUGUGCCACACAAUUCAGGAUUUUAUAAUGAGACUUUGUCAUUGAGAGAUUUGGAGUAUCAUAUCUCUGCAAACGACAGCAUUCACUUGUACAAUGAGCUGAAGCACAAUGACAUUAUCGCUUCUCGACUGGGCUACAAUCUCACAGUAGUGGUGUCUUCUUUCACGGCAUCCCAAGACACCAAACUGGUAAACGAGAGGCUGAUAGUGGACUGGGAUAUCCUAGCGAUCAAUGGAAUCAUCCAUGUCCUCGAUGGACCCUUAAAAGCUCCACCUCCCCCAGUGUUGCCCCACCUUCCUCUUGCCUCCCACUACACGUCAAAGAAGGCAAUAUUAGCGUCUGUCUUCGCGAUAUGCCUUGUGGUCCUGGCUGCCGGAUUGGGUUACUACAUCUUCAGACAGAAGAAUGACCCAUUCCGCUUUCAGUACUUUAAGGACUAUGCAGAGGAGGAUACAGCAGCCGGAUGUGAAUGCAGCCCAACCCUGAUGUCGAUUCCUAACCCGCUGUACAGUGGCCAAAAUGCGUUCAUCGAACCCUUUGAUGUCAGCGAGGAUACAGAGUUUCAUUAAAGCAUUUUAUUCCCAAUACCUCAGUUAGCUUCUGCUCUGAAUAAAUACUUGUAAAAUGUGAAAAGAGCUUUUACACAUCCUGUAAUAACAUUUAUUAUUCUUAGUAUUGUUUACAAUUGGUUGACAUGUAACUAUUCAAAUAAUGAAAUGCUGAAAUUUCAUUUUUCAUAAUUACAUAACUGAUGAUUGAUUGUAUGAGGAACAAAAUGUUCUGCUAUAAAACAAACAAAAUUGCACAUAAAUGAAUGAAAAUGGCAUUAAAACAAGCAGAGCGGUGUGGUGGCACUGGCCAGUGAACAUAACAUCAAAAUGGUGUUCUUUGUAUGAUUAUAAGCUACAUGACAGGCAGUGAUGAAAUGGAUAGUGUGGAAUAACAGAACUGAAAGGUCAGUUGUAGAACCAUACAAGAGUUACAUUUUUUUCUGAUAAUUAUGCAUUUUGUCAAGCUGGCAUGUGCACAGAUGUGACACAAUUAAACCACCCUGCAAAUUUGUAAAAAGAAACAAGGAAACUGUGUUGCAAAGAUAAUGCCAAGUGAAGUGGUGCUUGAUACAGAUAGUCCUGCAAAGCCCAAUACAUACAGAGCCUGGAUACUAUGUAGUCUAAAUGCAGCCAGGGCUUCUUAAAAUAUAAAUGGGAAAAGAAACACCAUAUGGUACACACUCCCCCAUGAUCACCAUGAUUCAGUAAAACACAGACACACACUUCACUACCACGGCUCAACCCAACCCACGGGCCCAAACCCCCAUGAGUAUUGCAGAAGACAUCCGAUUCCAAACAUCAUUCCAAGGACCUGUAACACAAAGCAGGAUUUCUUGAUUACAACGGGUAACUUUGCAGAUUUAAGGUUACCCAUUUUAAAUUGACUUCAUCUUCAUUCAUUUACAUUUAAACUCCCUUAAACUCAACAAGAUAUGUGGCUAAGCAAGGAAUCCUGGGGCCUGCAUUGUUCUUUGUACAUGGAUUAACGAGUUCUUUGGAUUUAACUGUUGACGAUUUGACAAAAUCCCAGAUUUCUCAAUUCUUCGAAACUCUUGUUGGCUUGAUUGUCACAGCGAUCAGUCCACAAGCUCAAGUCUGUUCGGAGCAGGGGGCUUUCCACGAAGUCGGAUUCCUCAUUUAGCUCUGUUAAUUUAAGUUAGACGUCGUGAUUGUCCAAUUGGAAUGCUCCUUACCUGAACUCUUAUUGGACAAUGUGUGUGUGUCUCCAUAUUUCCCAGGGUCAGUUGUCCCCGGCUCUGGGUCAAGGGGGGCCCUCUAACCUUUAAAUAAUCUGCUGGAAUUAUUUGUCAAACAUACAUACCCUGCAUUUGUUUUCUAUCAAAGACCUGGCUAUUAAAUCUCCUAUCAUUUUCUCUUUUUCAUUUUUCUCUCCUUUUAUGAGCAGCUGACUUUUGACAACUUGCAAUUUUGACAGUUGACUGAAGUGAGGGGGCUAAAUGUUAUGCUUUUGAGUUUACGCGCAUGACAGACCAAACCAUUUUUUGUGUUAUAUGGAAGGAAAGUUAAAUGGUUUUCAAACACUAUGUCAAGGAAAAUUAAGAAGAUAAAAAUGACAGGCUUUUAUGUGAUCCAUAACUACUAACAAAUAUGCUAUAUGGACAAAUGUAUUGGCUAUUACAUCUACAGGAAUUUUAAUGACAUCCCAUUCUAAAUCCAUAGGCAUCAAUAUGCAGUUGGUCUCCCUUUGCAGCUAUAACAGCUGCCACUUGUCUGGGAAGGCUUUCCACAAGAUUGUGGAGUGUGUCUCUGGGAAUUUUUGCCCGUUCAUCCAGAAUAGCAUUUGUGAGGUCAGGCACUAAUGCUGCAUGUGAAGGCCUGGAUCAUAAUCUCCAUUCAAGUUCAUCUCAAAAGUGUUUGAUGCAAGUGUUUGCAUCUCGAACCCUUUCACUAUGCGUGCUUAAUCUUAUCAAUAUUUACGAGUGGUGAUCUCUGCUAUAAUGAAAAAUUGAUUCAGCAUUUUGAAUUGAUAGCAAUUCUUACACAUCCCUUGGUGCUCCUGAUUAAUUUAUGGGCAAAUUUAAAUAAAUAUUUUAAUGUUCACAUAGCUGGUGGUGAAUGGGUGUAGUGCAAUUAUUAAUAAAGAUGUAUAGAAAUACAUAAUCUGAAAAUCAUGUGGCGUGCAUUAUCCCCCAUAGUCCAUUGCUUAAACCAUACUUUAUUGAACAUGAAUAUGUUUGUGUCAGUUAGUUGUAUGGUUAUUAGUCCAUUUAUUUUAUACCUUUUCACUUGUGUACAUUGUGUACAUGGUUGUCUCUAAAAACUUUUGUUGUCUUCACUGGCCACAUACCCAUGCUUUGUAUGUGUGUGUGUG